GCUUCAGUGAUAAAUCGUCUAUCGUGCGCGGAUGAUGAACCAAAAAAUUUUUGUACAAAAAAUAAAAAUUUCGUUUUUGCAAUCGUUUUGAUUAUCAAUAGAGUUUAUUGUCUAUAUAUAAUACAUCCUAAUGUACACUUAUACCCUCUGUGCUGUAGAAAAUAUUUGUUUUGAUGGAAUCAUUUUAGAAAUUGAUUUUAUUUUAAUCCUUCAUCGUUUUAUGGACAAUAAAUCAUAAAAAUAAAGUUUGAAAACUUCAAAGAAAAAUGUGCCUCUGUUUGUUUAACAAAUAAACAAAACAAAAACCCGAACCGAUUGGCAUUUAACUUUUAAAUAUUCUACAUGUUUAUCGUCAUCACAACGGAAUUAUAUGCGUGAUUGUUACAGUAUCAUUCUAAAAUAUAAUUUAUUAAGAAAACGAAAAGAAAAACAAAAGUGGAAGAAGUGAGAAGUAUAGAAAUAAAAACGCAAAAUUAUUAAAUGGAAUGGACAUGGCUCAAAGAUUGGUGGCGUUUGAAAAAGCUGCGCCGAAACAAUCAAUUACGGCACAAUAAUCAUAAUGGCGAUGACGUCGACGACGAUACCUUGAAUAGUGGCUAUGAGGACGAGGAUUUCGAUGAUAUGUGUUACUGUGAUGAGUGUAUGAAUGGCGAUAUUGAUCUAAUCCAAAACAAUGACGGUGCCGACUCGGAUUGCAGUACAUCUUCGACUGGUAAACAGGUUCUGGUUGGCAUUUGUGCCAUGUCCAAGAAAACCCAAUCGAAACCGAUGAAGGAAAUUCUGACACGACUCCAGGAAUUUGAGUACAUUAAGAUGGUGGUGUUUGACGAGGAAGUCAUUCUCAAAGAUCCGGUAGAAAGUUGGCCAAUUUGCGACUGCUUGAUAUCGUUCCAUUCGAAAGGAUUCCCGUUGGAAAAGGCUAUACAAUACGCACAAUUGCGCAAGCCCUAUGUGAUAAACAAUCUGCAUAUGCAGUAUGAUAUACAGGAUCGUCGUAGAGUUUAUUCAAUUUUAGAAUCGGUUGGCAUCGAAAUUCCCCGAUACGGAGUGUUAGAUAGAGAUUCACCGGAUCCAAAACAACAUGAAUUAGUUGAGAGCGAAGAUCAUGUUGAAGUGAAUGGCAUCACAUUCAAUAAGCCAUUCGUUGAGAAACCAGUGUCGGCAGAAGACCAUAACAUUUACAUUUAUUAUCCGACAUCGGCCGGUGGCGGUAGUCAACGCUUAUUUAGAAAGAUUGGAAGCCGGAGUAGUGUUUACUCACCAGAGUCUAGAGUUCGUAAAACAGGUUCAUUUAUUUAUGAAGAUUUUAUGCCGACGGAUGGUACAGGAACUGAUGUCAAAGUCUAUACAGUUGGACCCGACUACGCCCAUGCCGAAGCUCGUAAGAGUCCAGCCCUCGAUGGUAAAGUGGAACGUGAUAGCGAAGGAAAAGAGAUUCGUUAUCCGGUCAUACUGUCGAAUCACGAGAAAAUGAUAUCGCGGAAAGUGUGCAUGGCCUUUCAGCAGACGGUUUGCGGAUUUGAUUUGUUGAGAGCGAACGGAAAGUCGUUUGUCUGUGAUGUGAAUGGAUUCAGUUUCGUCAAAAAUUCUAACAAAUAUUAUGACGACUGUGCCAAGAUAUUAGGUAAUAUGAUACUUAGAGAACUAGCACCGACACUACAUAUCCCCUGGUCGGUACCAUUCCAAUUGGACGAUCCACCCAUUGUGCCGACGACAUUUGGUAAAAUGAUGGAAUUAAGAUGUGUCGUUGCCGUUAUACGGCAUGGUGAUCGGACGCCGAAACAAAAGAUGAAAGUGGAAGUUCGUCAUCCAAAAUUCUUUGAAAUAUUUGAGAAAUACGACGGUUACAAACAUGGUCACGUGAAGCUUAAACGGCCGAAGCAAUUGCAGGAAAUUUUAGACAUAGCACGGUACUUGCUUAGCGAAAUACAAACGGCAGAGGUCGAAAUCGAGGAAAAGCAGGGAAAACUGGAACAACUGAAAAGUGUUUUGGAAAUGUAUGGCCACUUUUCCGGCAUCAAUCGUAAAGUUCAAAUGAAAUAUCAACCGAAGGGACGACCGCGCGGAUCCAGUUCGGAUGAUGGUAACAGUUCAAGUACUCCAGAUGUUCCCAAAGAACCGUCUUUGGUGCUAAUAUUAAAGUGGGGCGGUGAACUCACUCCAGCCGGACGAAUACAAGCCGAAGAACUCGGGCGAAUAUUUCGUUGCAUGUAUCCAGGUGGCCAAGGUAGACAGGAAUACGGUACACAAGGCUUAGGUCUUUUAAGAUUGCAUUCGACAUUUCGUCACGAUUUGAAGAUCUACGCAUCCGAUGAGGGACGUGUGCAAAUGACUGCGGCUGCUUUCGCUAAAGGUUUACUGGCAUUGGAAGGUGAAUUAACGCCAAUUCUUGUACAAAUGGUUAAAAGUGCAAAUACCAACGGAUUGUUGGACAAUGACUGUGAUUCGAGUAAAUAUCAAAACAUGGCCAAAAAUCGAUUACACGAAUUGAUGCAAAUUGACCGUGAGUUUACAGCAGAGGAUCGACUGGAGAUAAAUCCAUCGAAUAGUAUUAGCAUCAAUCAAGCCAUUGACUUCGUAAAAAAUCCGGUCAAAUGCUGUACCCAUGUUCAGCUACUCAUCCAAACGCUGUUGUCAAUUGUUAAUGUUAAAAAAGACGAUCCGAAAACUCGCGAUGCUAUUUUGUAUCAUGGCGAAACAUGGGACCUGAUGGGCCGUAGAUGGGGAAAAAUUGAAAAGGAUUUUUCCACUAAAAACAAGUCCUUCGACAUAUCCAAGAUACCGGACAUUUACGAUUGCAUCAAAUACGACCUGCAACACAAUCAACAUACUUUACAAUACGAUCAGGCCGAAGAACUGUACAUUUAUGCGAAAUACUUGGCUGACAUUGUAAUACCUCAAGAGUAUGGCCUUACCAUUCAGGAAAAAUUGACCAUUGGCCAGGGAAUAUGCACACCAUUGCUGAAAAAGAUCAAAUCCGAUCUGCAACGUAACAUCGAAGAAGUGGGAAACGAAAGUGUGAACCGGUUAAAUCCCCGAUACAGUCAUGGCGUUUCAAGUCCUGGUAGGCACGUUCGUACCCGUCUAUAUUUUACGAGUGAAUCGCACGUUCACUCGUUGCUGACUGUGUUGCGUUUCGGCGGCUUAUUGGAUGUGUUGAAUGACGAACAGUGGAGCCGGGCCAUGCAAUACAUAUCGAUGGUUUCCGAAUUGAAUUACAUGUCGCAAAUUGUGAUAAUGCUUUACGAGGAUCCAACGAAAGAUCCCACCUCCGAGGAACGCUUCCAUGUCGAGUUGCACUUUAGUCCCGGUGUAAAUUGUUGUGUUCAGAAAAAUCUACCGCCGGGGCCUGGGUUCCGACCUCACAGUCGGAAUGACUCCGUAACUUCGAAGAACACGAGUGGCGAUGAGGAACCGUCCCAAUCGAAAAUCGAAGAGGAAAGUGACACCUUCGCUGAAAGUGUAUCCGGAUCUUCAUCGAAAACCUUACUAGCCGAUUCGACCGAUGAGCCGAGCGAACUGCCAAAGAUGACCAACAAAAAUCGCCAUUCGAAAGUCUCCAAACCAAUACCAAUCGGAAUGCACCACACAGUAUGCGGACACGAGGCAAAAGAUUUGGCGAAAAGAUUGACCGACGAAUUGGCAUCGCAACAGGCACAUCAUAGUGGAUCGUUGGGUUCGCAACGCACAAACAGUCCGGAAAGUGAGCCGCGUGCACGAUCUUUCGAGAAUCGCGAGGCCAAAACGAAAAGUGACCACAAGUACUACCAGAGUCUGCAAGCGGUGAACAACCAAGACACAACUCCAUCGCCAAGUAAUUCGUCGACGGUACGGCGUCAACGACACAGUCUUUCCGGCCAGAUGAGUUACUACAAAAUGCUGGGCUUCGGUGGAUAUAGCAAAAAAAUGGCAACCAGCACAAAUAGUUUAUUUAGCACAGCCGUCAUUUCCGGAAGUUCGUCUGCACCGAAUCUAAGGGAUAUGAUACCAUGCACGGCAUCGUCAUCAGUUUUAGAAGGAUUCGGAGGAGUACCGCCAAUACGUCCAUUGGAAACGCUGCACAAUGCCUUGUCGCUGAAACAAUUGGAUGGUUUUCUGGAAAAAAUGGUUACAGUUCCAUUGUUCAAAACGCCUGCAUCGUCAUCGCCAACACCGAUCCAAACACCGCAAACGCUGCCCGACAAAAUUGGAACGUUGGCUAGUUGGAGUUGCCAAACGAGCAUGAGCAGCACUAGUGCCAUGUCCAGUGGUGGACCAUCAUCUCCAAACAUUUCGGAUAGCUUGAAUUCUCGGAGUGACUUUUCCAUCAGUUUGGCCAGUAAUGACGGUGGGGUACUUGCAACUGAAUUUUCGCAAAUGUUUCAAAUGUUAGACAAUGAGCUAGGACCUGAAAGUACACAGUUUGCGUUCGAUCAAUUUCGACAAAAUUCAGAAGAGAAAACCCUAGUUGGAAAAAGCAGCUUAAUCGCUCAAGAUCGAGAGAAAACUAAUAUUGACUCGUUUGAAGGACUCGAUGAUGAGGAAGAUGAACCAACGAUAUCGAACGACAACUACAACGUUCAUCAAAUAUCUCCUUCGAAGAAACCAGACUCGUUGAGUGAUGGAACGAAUUUAGAAAAUGUCAAUCCGUUUGAUUCGCAAGCAAGGAGAGAAGGAAUAUCUCGUAUUCAGAAACAGAUUAGCCUUUGCGAGCGGGACGAUUCAAGAGAUUUGAAGCAACUCACACGAGACGUUGAUAACUUUACACGACGUCCCGGCAGUGGUCACAUAGCAAAACGUUGGAUUGACUCUGCACCGCAACAAACCAAUUAUGUAUCUGCCGACAAUGUAUGCAACACUUCAUUUUAUAUUGGUCGCAGUCCAAUAAAAAACUCGAUGAUCGAUUCUGCCGAUCCGAAAACCAUGUCUUGCAUGAAUUUGAAAUCGUGUGCCGGUCCUAGCAUCAGUCCGGGUGCCGUUGUUGUAAAAGAGAAAUUCAUUGAAACGCCGGCGCCACUACGAGUGGCGAAGAGCUUUCAUGGCAAUACGGCGUUUCUGAAGUACAAGUGCAAAAAGUCAAAGAAAUUGGAUGCUGGUAUAUCGACUAGGUCGAGUGGUGAUAUAACGAGACCAGCAUCGAGUAGUGAUAUUAAGCAUAGGUUUGUUACGACGAAAGUCAAUGAAGUGGAUUUCGCUUCCUGCAAAAGUGCUGAAAGCGAUGAAAACAAAUAAUGUGAUCGGACAUUUUGUUGAAUUUUUAUCGGGCGAUGAGGUUAGUAAAUGCUCUCCCUGAGAGAGCAUGGACUUAGUUCAUCGUUUCGUUGUCUUUAUCGCUUUGCCUAAUAGAAUAUGGUUGUUGAAUAAAAUUUUGUUUGGUCAAAAUGGUUCGGAAACCGUUGCGAACAUUCAAAUAGAUAAGUGUUAUACUAACGAGAACUAACUGAUAGGAGAGCCAUCUGACAUUAACUUUGUGUAACUUUCUGAACGUACAUAUGAGCGCGAAUGACUAUUAUGUAUAGUGUUAUGUAUAUAGGUUACAACGGAGGUUCAAUUAGUUUUAAGAUUCAUUCUGUUAUAGCAUCCAGUAGAUGUAAGAUAGAAACGAAUAAAUAUUGUAACUAUAGUCGAAGGAGUUGCAUUUUAUUUCAUGGUCCUUCGUUCGCCAUCAAAAAGUAAUCAGCGAGACGAAGUGAUAUACAGUCCACAAAUCAAUUAUAACAAGUUCAAGUGCGACAGUUUCAAUCGGUGCGACAAACUGUUCUAAAAGUACGGGUGCCUGAGAAUUGGCCGGUUAAAUUUGAAAAUUCCGAGGAGUGGAAAUAGUUUGGUUCAUGGAAAUUAAAAUCGUCAAAUCCACUAAUUCAAAGAAAAAACCGAAAAUCGUUGGACAAUAGCCGUCGAAGAAAAGUUGUUGUGCGCAGAGUGGUACAAGGUCACUGAGUUGGUGGGAAUUUCCAGUUGAAAUUCGUUCGACGAAGAUAUUACGGCAAAGCAAGAUCAGCGAGUUGGUGGGAAUUUCCAGUUGAAAUUCGUUCGACGAAGAUAUUACGGCAAAGCAAGAUCAGCGAGUUGGUGGGAAUUUCCAGUUGAAAUUCGUCGAAGAAAAGUUGCUGUGCGCAGAGUGGUACAAGGUCACCGAGUUGGUGGGAAUUUCCAGUUGAAAUUCGUCGAAGAAAAGUUGCUGUGCGCAGAGUGGUACAAGGUCACCGAGUUGGUGGGAAUUUCCAGUUGAAAUUCGUCGAAGAAAAGUUGCUGUGCGCAGAGUGGUACAAGGUCACUGAGUUGGUGGGAAUUUCCAGUUGAAAUUCGUUCGACGAAGAUAUUACGGCAAAGCAAGAUCAGCGAGUUGGUGGGAAUUUCCAGUUGAAAUUCGUCGAAGAAAAGUUGCUGUGCGCAGAGUGGUACAAGGUCACCGAGUUGGUCGAAGAAAAAUUGUUGUGUGCAGAGUGGUACAAGGUCACCGAGUUGGUGGAAGAAAAGUUGUUGUGCGCAGAGUGGUACAAGGUCACCGAGUUGGUGAAAGAAAAGUUGUUGUGCGCAGAGUGGUACAAGGUCACCGAGUUGGUGAAAGAAAAGUUGUUGUGCGCGGAGUGGUACAAGGUCACCGAGUUGGUGGAAACCAGUGGUUUAUAUCGAACUUGAGAAUCAACGGCCAAAAACAGUCGAUGGUCAGAGAAUCAAUCUAAGUUGGUAUUAACACAAUUGGCAUCAAGGCAAGAUUACCGAGUUGAAAUUCGUCGAAGAAAAGUAGUUGUACGUAAAGCGGUAGCAAGGUCAUCGAGUUGGUGGAAAGUUCCAGUAGAAUUUAUCGUUGUUCGUUACAUACCGUACGGAAGCAAUCGUGGAUCAACGUAAACCGUAAGCAGUGGAAUUGGUACAAUUGGCGAACAAAGCAAAGUCACCGAGUUGGUGGAAAGUUCCAGUAGAAUUUAUCGCUGUUUGUACCUACCGCACGAAGCAGUCAACGCAGGAAGCAUUCGUAGUCAUUGGGGAUCAAACUAGGUUGGAAUUGGUACAAUUGGCAACCGAGGCAAGAUUAUCGAGUUGGUGGAAAUUUCCAGUAGAAAUUCGUUCGAAGCAGGGUCAUCCGUUCCGAAGCAGUCUCGAAGUAAUCUAAUCGAUUGGAGCCGUGAAAAGGGUCAUCAAACGCUGUGCGUAGAUUUGGUUCAAGCCGCAGUCUCAUAAUCCAUUGGUCCAGAAGAUCAUCCAUUUUUCCAUAAUCCAUUGGUCCAGAAGAUCAUCCAUUGGUCCAGAAGAUCAUCCAUUUUUCCAUAAUCCAUUGGUCCAGACGAUUACCUAUUGGUCCACGCCACAUCCAUUGUCGAACAUGUCUGGGGAAACACAAUCAACCAAAGAAUCACAUAUCAUCAAACCGUGUGGAUUCACUUAUCUGAAGCACAAGCGGACGAAACAAUGUUCCAAAUUUCAGCAAUCGUCUCGACAUAACCUCAUUAUGGUUACCACGGAAAAAAGUUUUUUUUUUAUUUAUCGCGGAAUUUGAUUACACACACGUUAACUAGCUUUGUCUUAACAAAUUAACGUAAUAACGCGCACUUAGAAAUCAAUUAAAGUUAGUAUGCGCAUUUGGUUUACCGAUUAAAAAAAAAAAUAAUAAUAAUAAUUUCACUUUCACAUAAUGACAACGACGCGUUGCAACAAAGUAAAUUUCAGUUCGACAGCUGUUUCAAAACUAGGUCAUUGACACGUACAUUGUUUGAAAAUUUAGGACGUUCGAUUGGAUGAACAUUUGUAGUUGUGCGAUUUUGUUGUCAAAUUUUUUCUGUCAUUGUAAGAACUUUAAAUCACGAUCGUUUCGGGCUGGUUUCAACCGGGGUAGACUCGGCCAGUUGUUGCGAUGGUGAUUUAAAACGUUCAAAAAUUUUUAUAUCGUCAUUCUUAAUUUAAACAUGAAUGUUUCAAGUCGGGAAGUGGUUCGGAAACCGUUGCGAACAUUCAAAUAGAUAAGUGUUAUACUAACGAGAACUAACUGAUAGGAGAGCCAUCUGACAUUAACUUUGUGUAACUUUCUGAACGUACAUAUGAGCGCGAAUGACUAUUAUGUAUAGUGUUAUGUAUAUAGGUUACAACGGAGGUUCAAUUAGUUUUAAGAUUCAUUCUGUUAUAGCAUCCAGUAGAUGUAAGAUAGAAACGAAUAAAUAUUGUAACUAUAGUCGAA
Bradysia coprophila is the source of this 8155-nucleotide messenger RNA. RefSeq names its product inositol hexakisphosphate and diphosphoinositol-pentakisphosphate kinase. Gene Ontology annotation, molecular function: 5-diphosphoinositol pentakisphosphate 1-kinase activity; inositol hexakisphosphate kinase activity. The record is from RefSeq and is a predicted model, not a curated record. Gene Ontology annotation, cellular component: cytosol. Gene Ontology annotation, biological process: inositol phosphate biosynthetic process; inositol metabolic process. Lineage: Eukaryota; Metazoa; Arthropoda; Insecta; Diptera; Sciaridae.